AUGGCUGCUAUGUCGUCCGCCCAGAUCAUCUCCGCCACAGCCUUCCACAGUAAAAUGGCCCUUGCCCGGGGCCCUGGCUGCCCAGCAGUCUCAGGGUUUUGGCAAGGAGCUUUGCCGGGCCAAGCCGGAACAUCCCACGAUGUGAAACCCUUCUCUCAGCAAACCUACACUGUCCAGCCUUCGCUGCCUCUGCCAGGGUUCGAGUCUCCUUCAGGAGCCGCCCCGUCGCCCUCAGCACCCCCAGCACCACCAUGGCAGGGCCGCAGCGUGGCCAGCUCCAAGCUCUGGAUGCUGGAGUUCUCUGCCUUCCUGGAGCAGCAGCAAGACCCCGACACGUACAACAAGCACCUGUUCGUACACAUUGGCCAGUCAAGCCCAAGCUACAGUGACCCCUACCUGGAAGCCGUGGACAUCCGCCAGAUCUAUGACAAGUUCCCAGAGAAAAAGGGUGGCCUCAAGGAGCUCUUUGAACGGGGACCUUCCAAUGCCUUUUUUCUCGUGAAGUUCUGGGCAGACCUCAACACCAAUAUGGAGGAUGAAGGCAGCUCCUUCUACGGGGUCUCCAGCCAGUACGAGAGUCCCGAGAACAUGAUAAUCACCUGCUCCACCAAGGUCUGCUCAUUCGGCAAGCAGGUGGUGGAGAAAGUGGAGACAGAGUACGCCCGCUACGAAAACGGCCACUACUCCUACCGCAUCCACCGGUCCCCGCUCUGUGAGUACAUGAUCAACUUCAUCCACAAGCUGAAGCACCUGCCCGAGAAGUACAUGAUGAACAGCGUGCUGGAGAACUUCACCAUCCUGCAGGUGGUCACCAACAGAGACACACAGGAGACUCUGCUGUGCAUUGCAUAUGUCUUCGAGGUGUCAGCCAGCGAACACGGGGCUCAACACCACAUCUACCGGCUGGUGAAAGAAUAA
Pipistrellus nathusii (Nathusius's pipistrelle) is the source of this 918-nucleotide messenger RNA. NCBI's taxonomy places the organism in Eukaryota, Metazoa, Chordata, Mammalia, Chiroptera, Vespertilionidae. The record is from the annotation of a GenBank genome assembly.